Meloidogyne enterolobii is the source of this 1467-nucleotide messenger RNA. The record is from the annotation of a GenBank genome assembly. NCBI's taxonomy places the organism in Eukaryota, Metazoa, Nematoda, Chromadorea, Rhabditida, Meloidogynidae.
AUGCCACCAACAAAAUCCUCAACAGAAAAUAUUUCUCAAGAAAAUAACAAAGAAGAAGAACAAAAUGAAUUAAAAGAAAAUAAUAAUACUAACAACAAAUCAUCCUCAUUAGAUGCUUUAUAUGCAGCAGCUAGAGAAGAAUUUGAUUUAGAUUUAAGUCCAACAGAAUCGGCAAUUAAAACAUUAAAAGAAGGGAGGGAAAUACAAAAAUUAAAUGUUGUUAGAAAUUUGGGGGAAUUAUUUGAAAAUGAACCGAAAGAAACGAUUGAAAAAAUUAUACCUUUAAUUCAGGAAAUAUUAAAUAUUGAACCAAGUAAUUUGGAUAUGCAUUGUGAAGCAGCAAUUGUUUAUAAAAAUUGUAUAAAAGAUAGAAAACUUAGAAUUAAAUGCCCUGAAUUACCUGAAAUAUUAUUAAAUGCUACACUUGAAAAUAUUGAAAUUCAAAAAGAGAAUGUUACGGCCGCUGCCUGGCUUGAAUCGUUAGUAGAUAUAUCUGAAGCUGUAUCCCAACGUUCUGUUAUUUCUGUUAUUGUUCCUUUGGCUAUAGCUCAAUCAGAUUCUUCCAGGAGAGUUCAGAGACGAAUUAUCUCAACAAGACUUAUUGAGAAACUGGCGGCUUUAGUCCCUAAAGAAAUUUUACAAAGAGAACUUUGUCCAUGUGUCCAAAUGCUUUGUCGAGACCCAAGUACUUCAGUACGCACAUCUAUUGCACAGCGGCUUGUUUUUAUUGCUCAAGCAUUAAACAAUUCUGCAGACAGCAGUUCAUUAUUAUUACCUUGUAUAAUAGAACUUUGUAAAGAUGAGGACCCAGCUGUUCGUGAAGCAACUUUAGGCACAUUAGAUGAUUGUUUACCCCAUUUUAGUAAAGGUAAAAGAAACUUUAAAUUAUUAAAAACAAAUUUUUUAGAAUCAAAGAAGUCAAUAUUAUCUCCUCUUUUACAUAAAUGUGCAGAACAAGCAUUAAUUAUGCGAGAUUCAAGUUUGCCUUUAAUUGCUAAACAUUUGGGUGUUUGGUUACAAUCUAUGAAGGAAAUAAUUUCUGGACCAUCAGAAAUGCGUUGGUGGUUGGAUGUUUAUACGAGAAUUUUGGAUUUUGGAAAUAAUUUUAAUAAUAAUCAACAACAAAAUUCAAAAAACAAAUCCUUAACAACAAAUAAUACAAAUACAUUUUCUACAAAUGGUUGUAUUCACAAUAAUGCAGGUUCUGCUGCAAGUUAUGAACAUUUACGUACUUGUUGUCGAAGAAUGUGUGCCUAUAAUUUUCCCUGUAUUGUCUCAGUAUUUGGGCAAGACCAACAAUUAUUUUGUCAGAAAUUAUUACCGAUUUUGGAAAGGUUUUGUAGAGAUCCUGAUGAAGAAGUGAGGAGUACUGUAGCUUCUGGAUUUCAUGAAGUUUUGGCUCAAAGAAAUUGUUUUUUUGAAGGAGGUAAUUUGGCAGGAAAUAUGAUUUUAAAGAGAGAUAUGUAG